Molecule: messenger RNA, 3380 nt
Organism: Cuscuta epithymum
Lineage: Eukaryota; Viridiplantae; Streptophyta; Magnoliopsida; Solanales; Convolvulaceae
Source: the annotation of a GenBank genome assembly
AUCAGUUUAGAAAGUGAGAAAAGUGUGUGAAGAGUGAAAUACACUUAGAGUAGAAGUGUAUUGGUGAGGAUUGGUUUUUUGUAAUAGUUGAGUGUGAGAGUUUGCUCCUCCUAUUGUAAUUCUGUUCUUGAUAUUGAAUAGAAGAAUUUUCCAAUCCCAACAAGUGGUAUCAGAGCCAGGUUGAGUUUUCAUACACUGUUUUCUCAUUUUCAGACAAAUUUCUACAGGUUAGAAAAUCGUGAUUUUUCAAGUUGCUCGGAAUCACGAUCUGAUCAUACCGUUAGAUUCGUCUCGUCGAGACGAGAAAUCUGGUAUUUUUGGGGAAUUUUUUGGCCACCGGAAGAGGCCGUACGCGCCGCCCAAACGCGCCGGAAAACUGCCUGCGUCAUCAUUGCGUCAUCACGCAGUCUAGAGGAAGAAGAUGAGUCACGUCAGCCGCCACGUCAGCGCCACGUCAGCCCACGUAAGCGCCAUGUCAGCCGCCACGUCAUCCGUGUAAGCCAUCCCCUGGGUGCCACGUCAGCGCCACGUGGCGUCAGCACAGUCCAGCUGUUGCCACGUCAUCCACCUGCUGGUCUGCCCACUGGUUUGCUGCUUGAACCGGACCGAACCGGUUCAAAGUUGUGGAGGCCGGUUCACCCAUUUCCAGACCGGUUUUGGACGAGGUUAGACCGGUUCCUACCAUUUUCGGCCAUUCCGGAUCCAACGGUGAGCUCUGUUUGUCCAAAUUCGGCUCCAAAAAUAAGGUACGAGAUAUUUUGAGCGUUUUAUUAUGGAUAAAUCAUCAUCGGACACCAUGAUUGCGCUCACUUCCACAAAUUACAAUAUGUGGAAGCCUCGGAUGGAGGAUUUGCUAAAUUUGAGGGAUUUAGCCGAUCCUCUUGAUAAUAAUGGCGUGAAACCGGAUAAAAAGACGGAUGAAGAAUGGACAAAAAUGAAUAGAAAAACUGUCGCACAAAUUCGACAGUGGAUAGAUCAUAGUGUGUUCCACCAUGUUGCGCAAGAACAAAGUGCUUACACACUAUGGGAGAAGCUUGGUAGCUUGUAUCAAGCAAAAACCGCCGGAAAUAAGACGUUACUAAUGAGGAGAUUAGUAAACCACAAGUUACGAGAAAGUAUUUCGGUGUCAGAACACACCAGUCAAUUCCAGGAUCUUGUGAAUCAGUUGAGCACCACCGGAUGGGUUCUCAAAGAUGAAGAGCAGGCGAUACUACUCUUGAGCUCUCUACCUGACAGCUGGGAGACUCUUGUUGUCACUCUCAGCAAUUCUGCUCCCAAUGGCAAAGUGACUAUGCAGAUGGUCACAGAUGCCCUUAUGAACGAAGAAGCCCGAAGAAAAGAAGCCGGGACUGAACAAUCAUAUGCCUUCGUGUCAGAAACCAACAGGCGAGGGGGAGGCAGAAAUGGAGGAAGAAGUCGAUCUCGAGGUAGAGGUCAAAGUCAAAACAGAGGAAAUUCUCAAGUUCGCGGCCGAUCACAAGAACGAGGUAUGUCCUGUGAAAACAAUACUUGGUUUGAAGGAUAUUGCAACUAUUGUGGUAAUUAUGGGCAUAGAAAAAGAGAUUGUAGAAAGUUUCUACGAGAGCAGCCACAGACGAGUCAAAAUACUAGCCAAGAAGAUGGUGUGACUAUGGUUAGUUUGUCAUCAGAUGCGUGUCUUGUUACACAUGGUGAACAAGAAUGUUUACACGUAGGUACUCAUGAUGUUGAGUGGGUGAUUGAUACAGCCGCAUCAUUUCACGCUACUCCACACCAGAACUUAUUCACAUCUUAUAAGUCAGGAGACUUUGGAGCUGUGAAGAUGGGAAACACGAGUUUCUCGAAGAUUGUUGGCAUUGGUGAUGUGCACAUAACAACCAAUGUCGGAUGCGCACUUGUGUUGAAAGAUGUUCGACAUGUUCCAGAUCUUAGAUUGAAUCUUAUCUCCGGUACAGCUCUAGAUCAGCAAGGAUAUCUUAACCGAUUCAAAGAAGGUACGUGGAAGUUAUCUAAAGGUUCCUUGGUUGUUGCAAGAGGCCAUAUUUGUGGUACUCUGUAUAAAACUCAUGCAAAGAGGAGUCACUUGGAGGAAGCAGAUAUAUCGUGACAUUCAUUGAUGAUGCAUCACGAAAGGUAUGGGCUUAUUGUUUGAAGAGUAAGGAUCAAGUGGUUGAUCGCUUCAAAUUAUUUCAUGCCAUGGUAGAAAGAGAAACAGGGAAGAAGCUGAAGUGCCUGCGUUCAGACAAUGGAGGAGAGUACACUUCCCGGGAGUUCUCAGCAUAUUGCGCCGCAUAUGGAAUCAGACAUGAGAAGACGGUUCCACGAACUCCACAGCACAAUGGUGUAGCAGAAAGAAUGAAUCGGACCAUUAUGGAGAAAGUUCGUUGCAUGCUGAGUAUGGCUAAACUACCUAAGCCAUGCUGGGGUGAAGCUUUGCUGACAGCUUGUUAUCUUAUAAACAGGUCACCUUCUGUUCCUUUAAACUUUGAAGUGCCACAGAAGAAAUGGUCAAGAAGAGAUGUUUCUUACUCUCACUUGAAAGUGUUCGGUUGCAAGGCAUUUGCACAUGUGUCCAAGGAGUUGAGACAGAAGCUUGAUCUCAAGUCAAACCCAUGCAUCUUCAUCGGGUAUGGUGAUGAAGAAUUCGGAUACCGGUUGUGGGAUCCCGAAUUGAAGAAAGUUGUACGAAGCAGAGAUGUUGUAUUUCAUGAAAACGAGUUUCAUGGGUGUGUUCCAAUAAUCCGCCAACAACAUACUCCAGAAGACGAAGUGCCUGUAUCAUCAAACAUUCCUCUCAGCGACGAGGAGAUGCAUGAUACUACUGAACAAGAGAGUGAUGGUUCAGUAGGUGAUGAUGAUACUCACAGUGAUGAUAUUCCUCAGCAGGGGGAGCCUUCAUCUGAAGACGAAGCUGAAGGUACUCAUGUUCGACGUUCUAUGCGAGGCAUAGUUCCACAGAGAAAGUAUUCCACAUCCGAAUGGAUACUUGUUGCCAGCGAGGGGGAGCCAACGAGCAUCGCAGGUACGAGAGAAAUAAAGAAAAAGGUGGAGGGGGAGAUUUGUAGGAUUCUUCCACCUUCUUUCUUGGAAGUUGCCAAGAGGCAUCUCACACCUUCUUGGAAGGAGGUCUCCAACAUAUGAACAUGGUGAAGAUAUGGAGAUAACUAUGGAAGCUUGGAUGCAACUUCCUCUUGUCUCCAAACCAGCCUAUAAAUAGAGUGUUCUAUUGUUGUUCAUAUCAUCAGUUUAGAAAGUGAGAAAAGUGUGUGAAGAGUGAAAUACACUUAGAGUAGAAGUGUAUUGGUGAGGAUUGAUUUUUUGUAAUAGUUGAGUGUGAGAGUUUGCUCCUCCUAUUGUAAUUCUGUUCUUGAUAUUGAAUAGAAGAAUUUUCCAAUCCCAAC